Messenger RNA from Diaporthe batatas, 2334 nucleotides. Its product is annotated as 3-isopropylmalate dehydrogenase. The coding region runs from base 272 to 1363 and encodes 363 amino acids. Gene Ontology annotation, biological process: L-leucine biosynthetic process. Lineage: Eukaryota; Fungi; Ascomycota; Sordariomycetes; Diaporthales; Diaporthaceae. The record is from RefSeq and is a predicted model, not a curated record. The transcript has 7 exons. Gene Ontology annotation, molecular function: 3-isopropylmalate dehydrogenase activity. Gene Ontology annotation, cellular component: cytosol.
CACGCCGUAAACGCUCAAGUGAACCUUCCUUUUCCCUGCCGCUUUGCGGCCUGGUCGCUGGCUCAACGGCCACUAUCACGUGCCUGUCCUCCGGUUUUCGGAGACUUUCCAAUUCAACGGCUGCUCAUACAGGAGACGACCACGUUCGUCAUAACUCUGCCUCUCUCCGUCGGACCACCCGCCUCCCAGCUCGUCUUCGACUCAUUCUCGUGCUUUGUCACACAAGACGGACCCUUCUUUGGACGAACUCGGCCGGACAAGUAUUGCAACCAUGGCGGAACACAACAUUGUGGUUUUUGCGGGCGACCACUGCGGCCCAGAGGUUGUCGCUGAGGCAAUCAAGGUCAUCAAGACGGUCGAGGAGCUGAGCCCGACGGCCGGCAAAUUCAAUCUCCAGGACCACCUGCUCGGAGGGUGCUCCAUCGACAAGACCGGCAACCCCCUCACAGACGAGGCCCUCGCCGCCGCCAAGGCCGCCGACGCCGUGCUGCUCGGCGCCAUCGGCGGCCCCGAGUGGGGCACCGGCGCCGUCCGCCCGGAGCAGGGCCUCCUCAAGCUGCGCAGCGAGAUGAGCGCCUACGGGAACCUCCGCCCCUGCUUCUUCGCGUCCGACGCCCUCGUCGAGUCCUCCCCGCUGAAGGCGUCCGUCUGCCGCGGCACCGACAUGAUGCUGGUCCGGGAGUUGACAUCAGGCCUGUACUUUGGGACCCGGAAAGAGUACGACGGGGUCGAUGCCUUCGACACUGCUGUCUACACGAAACCAGAGGUCGAGCGCAUCGCGCGGCUGGGCGGCUACCUGGCCAGGAAGAGGGGGGACUCGCGGGUCAUCUCGCUGGACAAGGCAAACGUGCUGGCGACGAGCAGGCUCUGGCGCCGUGUCGUUGAGGAGGUCUUCAAGAACGAGUUCCCUGAUCUCAAGGUUGAGCAUCAGCUUAUCGACAGCGCGGCCAUGAUCAUGGUCAAGAACCCGACGCAGCUGAACGGCGUCAUGAUUGCGCCAAACCUGGCAGGGGAUAUUCUCAGCGACGAGGCGAGCGCCAUAGCUGGGAGCAUAGGGCUCCUCCCGAGCGCGAGUCUCUGCGGGAUUCCGAGCUCCGCAGUGUCUGGUAUCUAUGAGCCGAUUCAUGGUAGCGCGCCGGACAUAUCAGGGAAAGGGAUUGUUAAUCCCAUUGGCACCAUCCUUUCCGUGGCCAUGAUGUUCCGGUACUCUCUGAAUCUCGCCCACGAGGCUAAAGUCGUCGAGGACGCGGUCCGCGCCGCCAUCGACGCCGGGCUGAGAACCAAGGACAUGGGCGGCAGCACCGGCACCGCAGAAGCAGGAGAUGCCAUCGUUGCUGAGCUGGUCAAGAUUCUCAAGGCGUGAGAUGGCGAAGACGGUAGAGGUUAUCUCUCGGACAUCACGACGGAUCAAAGAGAUAUGCAGCCUCCAGUAGGGUGGCGGAAGAGGGGCCUCGGAGCAUGAGGUUUUUUUUUGCCCUACCGGAAUGGUAGGCACUUCCUUGACCGCAUCGAGGGACUCAUCUGGCAGUAGAUGUCUGAGCGGUUCAUUCUGCUUCUCCAAUACCCCUAUUCUCCACCGAGUCCAACCCCAUCUCUCUAUCCAACACCCUCCUGAUGUAUUCCAUACCCCUGUGCCCACGGAUCCAGUCUUCGCAGUCGUCAAAGACAACUUGAACGCGCAUGUCCCCCGCCCUAUCCCAGUCUAAAUACGCCGUCAUCUCUUCCAAGUUCUACUUCCCGGACCCGGUCGGUAUGGUGCAACGCCGCUGCGUCUGCUUAUAAUCCAGACACCACUCGUAGGAUUUGUUGCUAUACCCCGUACGACCUGGAUGAUGUAGGGGCAAAGUUCCAAUUUAUGGUAGCCAUACUUGUCUAAAUUAACCGACGUCAAUAGCAUUUUCCACGUGUGUGAAAUCGGAAGUAGUAGAUAGAAUUUCUUCACCCUAGGGCUGCUACUCGAGCCACAUGAUUCCCGAGGUCUCUUAUCACAAACUAUCAGGCAGCUUUUGAUACUACUACAGCACUGGACGGGUCAAUUCUACCUUAACUAUACACACGAGGUUGUGGAUACUCACGGCACACCCUUACUUCAGUGGAGGUCGGUGAUUCGCCCUAAGAGCAGCGUCCUGGUGUCCUUCAUGGCAUAUUUGGGGCCGAUUCUCUACCAUUUCUAACAUUAACAUCACGAUCCCAUUGUCAUUAAGUGCCCAGGUGUGGUCAUGGCUCAAUACAUGUGAGUUCAGGAGAUCGGAGAUUCGCACCCGCAAAGAAGGAGGAUACACCCAAGCCCUAAUAGAUGACAACAACAUCCUAGGACAAUCUGAUAUAAGAUUA